AGGAGAGAGAAAUGAAGGGAAACGUUUCACAGGAUGUAGACAUGGAAGCUACCGCCGACGAGGCAUGGGGAGUUUUCGGCACUCUUCGAGUCGUCGAACUUAUCUGCAAAGUGCUCUCCGGUGCAGUCUCAAGGGCUGAGGUUGAUGGUGACGGUGGAGUUGGCACUGUUAUUUCUUUCGUUUUUGCUUCUGCUUUUGUCUGGCAAGGUAACAAAGCUUUCAAGGAAAAGAUUGUGGCACUCGACAAUGAGAAGCGCAUUAAGGAGGUAGAGGUAAUACAAGGAGGGCUUUUAGACUUGGGUUUCAAAUCACACCGGGUUCGUUUUGAGAUAAUGGAGAAGAACCAGAGCCAUUCCAUAAUCAAGUCGACCAUCGAGUACGAGAUCGACGACGAGCAUGCGGAGAAAGCUUCAGUCGUCGACGAUAAUAACAUUGGUCGCUUGGCUACUCUUGUUGAAGGAGUUGCCAAAUGUCACCUAGAGGAGAAAGCUAAUGCUGUCAAGUGCUAAAUUUAACAUGCUAAUGCCUUCAUCUUUCUUGUUCAAUAAUGAAUUGCCCUCGGCGGGGGCUAACUCAAUUAUGUUUUUUUUUUCCCAUUCACUCUAUAUAUGGCUUGCUAAUAACUUUUAGU
Asparagus officinalis (garden asparagus) is the source of this 631-nucleotide messenger RNA. RefSeq names its product S-norcoclaurine synthase-like. Gene Ontology annotation, molecular function: protein phosphatase inhibitor activity; abscisic acid binding; signaling receptor activity. Lineage: Eukaryota; Viridiplantae; Streptophyta; Magnoliopsida; Asparagales; Asparagaceae. Gene Ontology annotation, cellular component: nucleus; cytoplasm. The record is from RefSeq and is a predicted model, not a curated record. The transcript has 2 exons. Gene Ontology annotation, biological process: defense response; abscisic acid-activated signaling pathway. Bases 12 to 509 code for a protein of 165 amino acids.